This is a messenger RNA of Plasmodium reichenowi, 5370 nucleotides long. RefSeq lists its product as hypothetical. Bases 1 to 5370 code for a protein of 1789 amino acids. The transcript has a single exon. Lineage: Eukaryota; Apicomplexa; Aconoidasida; Haemosporida; Plasmodiidae. The record is from RefSeq and is a predicted model, not a curated record.
AUGGGUAUUAAAGAUAAUAUAAAUGAGGAUCUAUCAGACGAUUCGAAAAAAGAAAGACAAGGACUUGAAUUAACAGAAGAAAGAGUUCUUGAAGAAAAUAUAAAUAAAAUUGAUAUACAAGAAAAAAAAGAAAAUAAAGAAAUAAAUAAAGGAGAUAUAAAUAAUGAUAAUGAAGAAAUUGAGAAUUCAUAUAUUAAGGAAAAUUUAGAUCCAUUAAAUGAAAAUAAAGAUAAUUCCAGUGCUAAUUUGAACGGAUUAAUAACUAAAGAACUUAUCGUUUCAUCGAUUUCACCAACUGAUGAGUUGAAAAUUUCGCAAUUGGAUUCAGAUAACAAAAAUUUAGAGAAUACCUUAAUUACAGAUGACAAAGAAAAUAAUUUGAAUAAUGAAAAUACUCAUGUUAUUAUUGAUAAAGAAAAAAAUGAUGUAGAUGUUCCAUUUAUUGAAAGUAAAACCUGGGGAAGCUUUUCUUUAAAUGUAAACUCUAAAUUUCCUAUUACCCAAAAAAAGAAUAAAAACACAGCUAUAAAUGAUGCUCCAUUAUAUAUUGAAGUUAAGGGACUUUUGGAAGUUAUUAAUGCUCAAGAUUUUGCAAAAAAAGUAAAUAGGAAAAAUACAAAUUUAAAUGUAAAAGCUCAAAAUUCAUUAAUUAAGAAACGUUCCUAUAGUGUCCCAAAUAAAGCAGUUGCAAAAAACAUUCCAAAGGAUAAUUAUAAUAUGAAUUUGAAGAAGCAGAAUUAUAAAAGUGUAUCUCUUCAAAAAAAUUCAGGAUUAAAUAAAUUAGCAAUCACACAAAAAAAACCUUCUAUAUUUAUUAAACCUUUAUCAAAUUCCCCGAAAACAUUAAGCAAAAUUCCUUAUAGCAAAUAUGACGUUAUAAGAAAACCAUUGGACGUGAAUAAAGGCGGAAAGGGUACUUUUAGAUAUUUAGAAAAAAAAAAACCUAGCAUAGAAGAUUCACAAAAAAUAAAUACAAAGGAAAUUAUUAGAUCUAAUAUUGCAUCUUUUAAAGAAAGUCCCAUAGGAGAAAAAGGAAAAAAUAUGGCAGCAAAGAUGGAGAAACAUUCUCACAAAUUUUCUCCUAAAGUUAUGCCUUUGUUAAUGAAGGAGAAGAACGUGAAACAUAAAGCACCUCCUAAAGGUACUAUAAAGCAUACGCUAGAAUAUUUAAAAAGAGCAGCAGAAUCAAGAAUGAAAGAAAAUGAAUUAUACAAAUCAAAAAAAGAUAGCACACUUAGUUCAAUUGCAAUAAGAAAAAAUUCCAUAGCAACAAGAAAAAUUGAAACAAAACCAAAACUACCAUCAAAAUUUAAUCCCUUAAAAAAAGAGCCCCUUAAAAAGACAAAGACAAAUUUAGAUGCAAAAAAAGUUUUUAUGAAAAAACCAACAUCUAAAAUUGUACAACAGAUGAAAAUUAAAGAAAAAGAGAAGAAAAAGAAAAUACCAGCUAAAUUUAUGGAUCCUAAAAAAGAAAAAGUAUCUUCCAAAGAUAUAGAACAGAAGAAUAAUUUAAAAAAAAAAGAAAGCAAAGGGUUUAAUAAAUCUAAGAUAGAAGGAAUUAAACAACUAGAAAAGAAAAGGGAAGAAACAAAUAAAGAAAAUAAAAUGAUGAGUAUAAAUGAUAAGGUGAUAGAAGAAAAUAUAGUAAACAAAGAGGAAUUUAUAAUUGAUAAUGUAGAGCCUGAAACUGAAAGGGAGAAGACAAUAGAAGACAAAAAUGAAUCUGAACUCGAAAAAUAUGAGAAAAAAUUAUAUGCUUUAACUGAAAGCGAAACAGAAAAAGAAGACGAGAAAUUAUUUGAAAUAAAAAAAUUGGAGAAAGAAAAAAAUAUGGAUGAUAAGGAAAUUUUUGGAUAUAAAAAAGACAACAAUGGUGAAAAUGAUAAAAGUGAUGAAAAUGAUAAAAAUUAUAAAAAUAAUGAAAAUAAUAAUAAUAAUGAUAAUAAUGUUGAGAAGGAUUCAUUCAAUGAAAUAAAUAAAAUAGAGAAUGAAAAACAAAAAGAAGAAGAAAAAGUUAUAUUGAAAGAUGUUGGAAAUAUAAAAAAAGAAAGCGAGUUGAAUGUUUCAAGAAUAUCUGAAGUAGAAAAAGAAAAAUCGAAUGUAGAUGUCCAAAUGGAACAAAACAAAUUUAAUGGUUCAAAAAAUAAACAACAAGAAGAAAAUCUUACCGAACAAGUAGAAUGGGAAAAAGACGAAAAUAAAAUGGAGGAAGUAGUAGUGUCAUUGAAUAAAAUACAUAAUGAAGAAAAUGUGGGCAAAAAAAAGGAACAAGAAAAAUUAAUUGAAAAAAUAAAAGAAGAAACAAUGGUAGAUGAUAUAAUAAAAGAUGAUACUAUUACAGAUGACAUAGUAAAAGACAAAAAAAAAUUAAGUGAAAUAGAGAAGGAAGAAAAUCAAAUUGAUAAAGUAGAGAAAGAAGAAAUAAAAAUAGAUAAUAUAGAAAAAGAAGAAAAGACAUUGGAAGUAGAGAAAAAAGAUGAAAUAGAUAUAGAUAAUGUUACAAAAAAUGAAAGAAUUAUAGAAAACAAAAAGAAAGAGUCCAAAAUAAAAUUAGGAGAAAUGAAAAAGAAAAAAAUGGAUACAAAAAAAAAUGUAGAUAUGAAAAUGGAUAAAAAAACAAUAAAAAAAGAUGAUAAUACAAAGCCUGCAUUAAACAUAAAACAAAAUACCAAACUUCCAUUAGAUCCAAAACAAAAUGCCAAAUCUACAUUAAACGUAAAACAAGGUGUAAAAUCUGCAUUAAUAUCAAAACCAGGUGUAAAAUCUGCAUUAAGCUCAAAACCAGGUGUAAAAUCUACAUUAAGCUCAAAACCAGGUGUAAAAUCUUCAUUAAGCUCAAAACCAGGUGCAAAAUCAGUUCUAGGUAUAAAAUCAAAGACAACAAUGAAAAGUAGUGCAACAACUUUCAAAUCGAAAACAUUUGUUAAUGGAUCUUUAAAAGAAAAAAAGAACUUAAAAAAUGAUAUAAAAACUGGAGAAUUAGCAAAAGGAGGCAAUAGUACUAAUAUAAAUAAAAAUAUUCCUCAAAAGAAAAGCUUAUUAUUCAUGAAAAAGGCAACUACAGGUAUAAAAAAAGUUUCCGUUAGUAAAAGUACCAUAAAAGAAGCAGAGGGUGAAAAGAAAAAAUUAGGAAAAAUACAAAAAGAAUUGUCCCUCCAUAAUGAUGAUAAUAAUAAUAAUAUUAAAGAUAUGAAUGAAAAUAAAAUUGAUAUGGAUAAUAUGAAUGAUAUGGAUAAUAUGAAUGAUAUGGAUAAUAUGAAUGAUAAGGAUAAUAUGAAUGAUAUAUAUAAUAUGAAUGGUAUGGAUAACAUAAAUGAUAUAAAUAGCAUGAAUGAUACUAAUAAUGAUUAUAAUAAUAAUGAUUAUAAUAAUAAUGAUUAUAAUAAUAAUGAUUAUAAUAAUAAUGAUAAGUUUAAUGUUGAUAAGAAAAAAGAUAUAGAAGAAGAUAUACAGAAAGAUAUAGAAGAAGAUAUACAGAAAAAUAUAGAAGAAGAUUUACAAAAAGAUAUACAAGAAGAUAUACAAGAUGAUAUACAAGAAGAUAUACAACAAGAUAUACAAGAAGAUAUACAACAAGAUAUACAACAAGAAUAUUUACUUGAAAAACCCCUUUCCAAAAAAGGACCUUCCACAUUUUCUAAAACCUCAGUAUCUGCUUUAAAUAAAAAAAAGAAAAAAACCUUGAGUAAGUUUAAAACUGUAGAUGUUAAUGGAAUGAAAUUAAACAAGAAUAAAACUUUAGCUUCAUUAAAUUCUACAAACACUAAGAACACAAUGAUACAAGAAAAAUUAAAAAAGAAAAAGAUGGAAGAAAAGGAAAAUGGCUUAAAUAAUAAAAAAUCAUUAAGUUCUAGAUUAUUAAAAUUAAAUACCAAAUCAAACACUUCUGCUAUAAAAAAAAUUAGUUCGCUAGGUGAUAAGGAUAAUAAUAAAACAAAAAAAUCAGUUUUAGGAAAAAGUGGAACAAUAAUAUCUAAAGGAGUUUUAGAAAAAAAUAAAGGAAUACAUAAUAGACCAUUAAAAGAAGCAAAAUCAUUUAAGAAAUUAAAAUCUAAAAUUAUUAAGAAAACAAUAUUGAAUGAUAAUAAUCCAAAAGAUGAAGAGAAAUCGGUUAAGAAAAUUGAAACAUCUCAAAAUAUAACAAAGAAAAUAAAAACUGUACCAUCCCAAAUGAAAUUUGAAAAGAAAAUGAGAAAAUUAAAAUCAGAGAUUUUACACAAGGUAACAGGAAAUAUAAGCAAGAUUAAAGAUAAAAAAACAGUUAAAAAAAAUAAAGAAAUGUAUUAUGAUGAUAUGAUGAGAAAUGUGGAAAAUAAUAAUAAAUAUGAUAAUGAUAAUAAUAAUUACGAUGGUUAUGAAGGUAUUGCUAAGAGAGUAAAUGUAGGGUUAUCAGAAAGAGCUUUAAGUAAAAUCAGAACAUCAAAAGGAAAACAUAAUGAUUAUAUAACCCCAAGAAUAGGUGCUAAUAUUAAACCUAAUAUUAUGAAUGUGAAAUCUAAUGCAUCAAAUUCAGGAUCUUCAGAUAAAGUAUCAUCACGUUCAUUAACAACCCCUCCAUCAACAUCUUCUAAAAAAAGCAAACAAAAAGAAAACAGAAUGGAAGAUUUAAGUAUUGAGGAAAAUUUGAAAGAGAAAUUAAUAAACCUAAAUAUUCAGAAACAGUAUAAUGGUUUCCAUAUGAAAGAAAUAGAGGAACAAAAUAUUCCUGAAUUAAAUAUUCCACAACUUUCAGUUAUUCAUAAUAGAGAAGAUAUGAAUAAGAAUGAUGAAGAAAGAAGAUAUAGAAGUGUUGGAAAUAUUGGAAUAACUAAUUUGAAUGAAUUAUCUGCAGUAUUGGAUUUUAGCAGUAACAAUAACCUUAAAGGGGUUACUCGUGAAUCUUUAAGAAAUUUGUCACUUCAAAUGAAAAUGGAUUUAUCUAAUGAAUAUAAUAUAACAAAAGGAGAACAAACGUCAGAUGUUAAUACAUUAUAUAACCAAAGUACAAUAUUAAAAAAAGAAAUGGAAACAAAAGAAAACCCUUCUAGUUGGUUUUUUGGAAACUGUUGUACUGCAAAUAAUAAUGAGUAUUUCUAUGAAAGACAAGAACCAGUUGUGCAAGGUUCAAGUUCCUUAUUUAAUGUGAAUAACAAAUUUAUUCCAUAUAACCCUAAUUCUGAUAUGUUACACAUUUCUAAUAAUACUAUAAAAUUAUCUAACAUAUAUGAAUCCGAUAUGUUUUCCAAUAGCAUGCAAAAUAAUCUUAUUUUGAAUAAUCAAAAGAACUCAGGACAAAAUAUGAAUAAGACUAUGCCAAAUAAUAAUUCUAUGCGAUUACAAAAAAAAAGACAAUCUUGUAGUGCAACAACGAAUUAUUGUAAUUGCAUUUGA